UCAGAAUUGUUUACUCUCUAUUGUAUGUUUUACUCGUCUCCGUCCAUCUGUUCUUAGUCCUAGUCUCCGUCCAUCUGUUCCCAGUCCUAGUCUUCGUCAGUCUGUUCUCAGUCCUAGUCUUCGUCAGUCUGUUCUCAGUCCUAGUCUCCGUCCGUCUGUUCUCAGUUCUAGUCUACGUCCGUAUGUUCACAGUCCUAGUCUCCGUCCGUAUGUUCACAGUCCUAGUCUUCGUCAGUCUGUUCUCAGUCCUAGUCUUCGUCAGUCUGUUCUCAGUCCUAGUCUCCGUCAGUCUGUUCUCAGUUCUAGUCUCCGUCCGUCUGUUCUCAGUCCUAGUCUUCGUCAGUCUGUUCUCAGUCCUAGUCUCCGUCCAUCUGUUCUCAGUUCUAGUCUCCGUCCAUCUGUUCUCAGUCCUAGUCUCCGUCCGUCUGUUCUCAGUCCUAGUCUUCGUCAGUCUGUUCUCAGUUCUAGUCUCCGUCCGUCUGUUCUCAGUCCUAGUCUCCGUCCGUAUGUUCACAGUCCUAGUCUUCGUCAGUCUGUUCUCAGUCCUAGUCUCCGUCAGUCUGUUCUCAGUCCUAGUCUCCGUCCGUCUGUUCUCAGUCCUAGUCUUCGUCAGUCUGUUCUCAGUCCUAGUCUCCGUCCAUCUGUUCUUAGUCCUAGUCUCCGUCCAUCUGUUCCCAGUCCUAGUCUCUGUCAGUCCUAG
Messenger RNA from Ruditapes philippinarum (Manila clam), 700 nucleotides. RefSeq names its product coagulation factor V-like. The transcript has a single exon. NCBI's taxonomy places the organism in Eukaryota, Metazoa, Mollusca, Bivalvia, Venerida, Veneridae. The record is from RefSeq and is a predicted model, not a curated record. The annotation marks the transcript as partial.